AUGGAAGAUCCCCAGGCCAUCUCCGACCACUUUCUCAAGUCGCAGCCUGAAAACUGGGCUGCCACCAUGAAGACGAAUGUCGGCAGCAUCUACUGGAUGUCUAUGACCUUCUUGCCCCUACUUGCCAAGGGUGGCAAAGUCACACCCGGUUACUCAUCUCAGAUCAUAAACGUCAGCAGUAUCUCUGGAUACAUGAAGGGGUCCAGCUCCGGUCAGUUCGCCUACGCAUCGAGCAAGGCCGCGGCCACCCACCUUGGCAGGAUGCUGGCAACGACAUUCAUGGGUACUAAAGUCCGCGUCAACACCAUUGCGCCUGGUGUCUUCCCGAGUGAGAUGACUACAGGAUCUUCGGAUGAAGACAACAAGAGCGUAAUCAAGAGUGAGAUGUCGAACCCGGCCGGUCGUCCUGGAAAGGACACCGACAUGGCUGCGACUGUACUCUUCCUAGCUGGACCAGGAGGUGUCUUCUACAAUGAGCAAGUAUUGUAUCCAGACGGUGGUAACACGCUUUCGCAACCUGCUGCUCGAGCUUAG
Molecule: messenger RNA, 534 nt
Organism: Plenodomus lingam JN3
Lineage: Eukaryota; Fungi; Ascomycota; Dothideomycetes; Pleosporales; Leptosphaeriaceae
Molecular function (GO): oxidoreductase activity
Source: RefSeq, a predicted model, not a curated record